This is a messenger RNA of Aspergillus candidus, 457 nucleotides long. RefSeq lists its product as uncharacterized. Lineage: Eukaryota; Fungi; Ascomycota; Eurotiomycetes; Eurotiales; Aspergillaceae. The record is from RefSeq and is a predicted model, not a curated record. The transcript is spliced from 2 exons. Bases 114 to 338 code for a protein of 74 amino acids.
AAAAAAGCCAGAUAGUCAAAUGCCGAAUUCCCACUGAGAAAAACCUUGUCCAUCCUACGUCUCUUGUCCCAUACCACGUCGCCAUCCGAGACUCGUUUGAUAUAGAUGAUGCGAUGCUGGGGAAUAAACUCCUCGUCCGUAGUCUCUCUCUUCCACGACCCCAGACCGAGCUCCAAGCGCCCUUCGAACCGGUCUUCGUAUCCGAUUAUGUAGUCAUCAUUGUCAUAUUUCUCAUCCCAAAUAAGACGAUUGAUCACAUCAGACACGGGGCGCAACUUGUUCUCUUUCACCGGGGAAGUGUAGCAGGUGCUUUUCGGGGAUCGACUUGCGUGAGGUGAUGGAGUUCGCCUCGGAGACGAGCUUUCUUGAGGCGAGCUUUUUGAAGGUUGAUGCUCAAUAUGCUCUGGUUCCGGGACUUCUAGGUGUUGCUCCGACGCCAUGGCUUAGGACUGUUUUU